AUGAUGGGAGUCUCUCGGAUAGCAGGCGGAGUCCUGGUGGCUUUUAUUCUCUAUCGUUUGUAUAUUAUCAUUACACGCCUUUAUUUCCAUCCUCUUGCGAAUUUCCCAGGGCCAAAGCUUGCAGCGGCAACAACACUCUACCGCGCCUAUUAUCAAGUAUGGAAGGACGGCAAGAUGAUCGAACACAGCACCCAGCUACAUGAGAUUUAUGGGCCGGUGGUUCGCACGUCGCCGACUGAGCUUCACUUCCGACGCCCAGAGGCCUACCAUGAUAUCUUCUCAAGCAAGUUCGAUGGUAUCAAGGACCCGGAUUACUACGCACACCUGGGGUCCGCUUCAUCACUGUUCGGUAUGAGUGAUCCCGUCGAACAUAAGCAUCGGUUCCGCUCAGUGGCUUCGCUGUUCUCCAAACCUCACAUUGAUUCACUAAACCCUAUGAUAAAAAGUCAUGUUCAACGAUUUCGAGAUCUCUUAUUCAAGACAGCGGAAAAGGAUGAGGUUUGCCAAUUAUCUUUCGGUUUCAGAUCUGUCCUUCUGGCAAUUGUAAAUGAGUUUACCUUCGCUUCUUUACCUGAAAAUAUGGAUACCCUCCAAGACGAAUCGUUCUGCCAUCCAUUGACGCUUACCACCCACUACUCGGCUACAUGGCUUAUCUGGCUGGGCAGGAACUUUCCAUUGUUAGCCAUGCUUGUGUAUAUGCUCCCGUGGAAAGUAUUCUCCCUCCUGAGCGGGUCAUGCGCAAUUUCACCGCAAUUUAUGGAAAUUCUAACGGAAAUCACACGCAACGAUGUCAAAUCUAUUUCUACCAAUGGUCCAAAAGAAACAUUUCUUCAUCGUCUUGCAACGAGGUCCCUUGAUGGGCGCUUCGUGGCUGAUGGCACAGCUCUCCCUGAAUCAAUUCUCAUCGAGGAGGCUCUCUCAACCAUGCUCGGUGGUACUCUCGAUAUGGCCAACGCCUUGCCAUAUGGGACAUUCUGUGUUUCACAGAACGAGGAAUUACAGGAGAAAAUCUUUCAAGAACUUAAGUCAGUUUGGCCUGACAGCAGCACAACUUUGCCCGACUAUGAUACUUUGCGCCACUUACCCCUUCUUGACGGCGUGGUCAAGGAAAGCUUACGUUUGACAUACGGCGUCAUUGUGGGACCCCCACGUCUUGUCGGCUCAAGUGGUGCUCACAUUGACGGAUAUUAUGUUCCUCCAAAGACUGUUGUUGCCACUUCUUCGGUUUAUCUUCAUUUAGACCCAUCUGUCUUUCCAAACCCAGACGAGUUCGAUCCAUUGCGUUGGGCUGGUACGGAUAGAGAGCAGAUGCAGCGUUCCCUAGUCCCAUUCUCCAAGGGACGCCGGAUGUGUCCUGCUAGCUACAUGUCAUAUAUGGAGUUGUUCUCAAUCUUCGCAAUGGUUUUCCGUAGCUUCAAAGUAAUUGCGAACAGAAUGUGUCUUCACGAUUUUGAGAUCAGCGAAUACCUAACACCCCACUUUAGAGGGAAGCCAUUGGAGGUCAAACUCGAAAAAAGGAUCUAG
Molecule: messenger RNA, 1524 nt
Organism: Penicillium angulare
Lineage: Eukaryota; Fungi; Ascomycota; Eurotiomycetes; Eurotiales; Aspergillaceae
Product: cytochrome P450
Exons: 8
Coding region: 1-1524 (507 amino acids)
Molecular function (GO): monooxygenase activity; heme binding; iron ion binding
Source: RefSeq, a predicted model, not a curated record